CCCGGAAUAAAUGUGGUGGGGUCAUGCCCACAAUCAGGAAUGAGGGGGAGACCCCUCACUCCGCAGGCACGGCUGGCGCAGGCAGCGCGAACGAGAAAUCAAGCCAGAGUCAGCGCCAGCCAAGAACCUCCGAGGAGGGAGGUGGAGCCAGAACAGAGAAAGGAGGCCGUGGAAGUAGAAGGUGAUGAUGAUGACGAUGAAGAGGAAGAGGACGAGAGGCUGCGUAGGGAGGAGGAUCAGAAAGCGGAGUUGCGGGCGAGGAAAAAGGGAACUAGGGGAGAGGUCGAGCCGGUCGUGAGCGACGGACCGCCCAAAAGGAAGAAAUACGCGGUCCCGUUGGAAGAAGGAUUUGAUGUAGAAAAGGUGAUUGACCGGCUGCUGGAAGGGCAUAAUGACCUCAUGACCCUGAAGGAAAUCCUAGCGUCAGCCCCGCGACUCCAUGAUGAACUGAAGGGGAGGUUGUAACGACGUUUGGUGCCCAAUGUCCAUCUGGGUACGAUUCUGCCCAAGGAGGCAGAGUGGUCGGAGUCAGACACGAAGAUGGACUGGAAGUGCGUAGCCUGCGGUACGGUGGAUUUGAUGGUGAAGGGGUCCAAGUGCGCAGC
This is a messenger RNA of Chara braunii, 605 nucleotides long. NCBI's taxonomy places the organism in Eukaryota, Viridiplantae, Streptophyta, Charophyceae, Charales, Characeae. The record is from the annotation of a GenBank genome assembly.